CUUGACAAGACUACAGCAUCACCGCCCGUCUGAAGCAGCUGUGAGCAAAGUCAGCGCAUCCAAGACACGCUGUCAAAUCAAGCACAGCUAACAAGAAGACUCAGUUUGUCGCCUUGUGCCGCCAUUAGCUCCAGUUAACAUUUAUUCUUUAUCGUCGUGUCGCUACUGCAUCUAAUUUAGCGCACAAUGGCGGACCCUAAAUACGCCAAUUUGCCAGGAAUUGCAUUUAACGAACCGGAUGUGUACGAGACAGGUGACCUACCGGAAGACGACCAAGCCCAGUUUGAGUCGGAGGAGCUGUGCAGUGACAGCGUGGAGAGGAUCGUGGUCAACCCUAACGCUGCUUAUGACAAAUUCAAAGACAAGCAUGUCAGCACCAAGGGACUGGACUUCUCAGACAGAAUCAGUAAAAGCAGAAGAGUGGGCUAUGAGUCUGGAACAUUUGAAAUUCUAGGAGAGGGCUGUGGUGUCAAGGAGACUCCCCAACAGAAGUACCAGCGUUUAGUAAACGAGAUCCAGGAACUCUGUCAACAAGUGGACACAAUCCAGACUGCCACAAAAGAAAGCAAUGCAGAGGAGCGCCUGACCCCUGUGGUGCUUGCCCAGCAUGCGGCCCAGCUCAAACAGCAGCUGGUCUCUGCUCACCUGGAUUCACUGCUUGGACCCCAAGCGCACAUCAACCUGUCUGAUCCAGAUGGAGCACUGGCCAGACGUCUGCUUACACAGUUGGAGGCGGCAAAGAGCAGCCGCAGCUGCUCCGUAGGAGACGGCAAGAUGCCGCCAUCAGCUAAGGGCCCUGAUGGUGUGGUUCUGUACGAGCUGCACAGCAGACCCGAACAAGAGAAGUUUAACGAGUCUGCCAAGAUGGCAGAACUGGAAAAGCGUCUUGCAGAGCUGGAGGGGGCGGUGGGCUCAGGAUCUGACAAGCAGGGACCUCUGAGUGCUGGUAUGCAAGGAGCCAGUUUGAUGGAUACAUUAGAACUUCUGCAAGCGAGAGUCAGUGCGCUGGACUCAGCUACUUUAGAUCAAGUGGAAGCCAGGCUGCAGAGUGUCCUCGGAAAGAUGAACGAGAUUGCCAAACACAAAACAGCUAUUGAAGAUGCUGAGACACAAAACAAGUUGUCGCAGCUUUAUGACGCCGUGCAGAAGUGGGAGACCAUGUCCACCUCUGUGCCUCAGGUGGUCCAUAGGCUCGUUGCAGUCAAGGAGCUGCACGAACAAGCUAUGCAGUUUGGCCAGCUGCUGACACAUCUGGACACCACUCAGCAGACAAUCAACAACUCUGUGAAGGACAACAACACCCUGCUGACUCAGGUCCAGCAGACCAUGAAGGACAACCUGGUGGCCAUCGAAGAGAACUUUGCAGCACUGAAUGAGAGGAUGAAAAAAGUGUCUGUGUAAAAAGAUGGACAGGACAAAUAAAGAGAAGAGUAAGCUGGACAGUCACGGACUGACUUCUUUUCUGCAUUCUUCACUAAGAAUAAAAGCAUUUUCCUUUCAAUUCUACAGAAGUUUAAAACAAUUGCGAUAUGUUUCCUCUGGAUUCAUACUUUAGUCUUAUUAAUAAGCUUCCUGUAAUGAUGGAUGGAUUCUGUAAGGCUGAAAAUACAGAAUGAUAAAUGUAAAUAUAACUUGACCUUAUGUUUGCUCACUUGUAUUUAUAUUAUGUUGAAUAUCAACCUGCUUCCUCAUUGCCUACACCCCAACUGCUAGAUGAUCAAUAAAUCUGAUGAACACAA
Messenger RNA from Nerophis ophidion (straightnose pipefish), 1739 nucleotides. RefSeq names its product dynactin 2 (p50) (gene dctn2). Gene Ontology annotation, cellular component: cytoplasm; dynactin complex; centrosome. The record is from RefSeq and is a predicted model, not a curated record. The coding region runs from base 187 to 1401 and encodes 404 amino acids. Lineage: Eukaryota; Metazoa; Chordata; Actinopteri; Syngnathiformes; Syngnathidae. The transcript is spliced from 14 exons. Gene Ontology annotation, biological process: mitotic spindle organization.